This is a messenger RNA of Oncorhynchus tshawytscha (Chinook salmon), 7439 nucleotides long. RefSeq names its product kinesin-like protein KIF13A. NCBI's taxonomy places the organism in Eukaryota, Metazoa, Chordata, Actinopteri, Salmoniformes, Salmonidae. Gene Ontology annotation, molecular function: cell adhesion molecule binding; microtubule motor activity; microtubule binding. The record is from RefSeq and is a predicted model, not a curated record. Gene Ontology annotation, cellular component: adherens junction. Gene Ontology annotation, biological process: regulation of protein localization; microtubule-based movement.
GUUCUGCUGUCCAGUCUGUAGAGCUGGUGUGUAAAGGACUGUGGAAGUCUAUAUGUGUUCUGCUGUCCAGUUCUGGUGUCCAGUCUGUAGAGCUGGUGUGUAAAGGACUGUGGAAGUCUAUAUGUGUUCUGGUGUCCAGUCUGCUGUUGUCUCUGUCCCUUCCUGUCUCUCCCUGUAGGUUCUGCUGUUGUCUCUGUCCCUUCCUGUCUCUCCCUGUAGGUUCUGCUGUCCAGUCUGUAGAGCUGGUGUGUAAAGGACUGUGGAAGUCUAUAUGUGUAGCUAAAGGCUCUGCUCUGCUGUUGUCUCUGUCCCUUCCUGUCCUCUCUGCAGGGUCAGGGAAGUCCUUCUCCAUGAUGGGGAAUAAGAAGGCUCCAGGGCUGAUCCCCAGGCUGUGCUGCUCCCUGUUUGAGAGGAUCGGCCGGGAGGACAGCCAGGUUCUCUCCUUCAAGGUGGAGGUCUCCUACAUGGAGAUAUACAACGAGAAGGUCCGUGACCUGCUGGACCCUAAAGGGAGUCGUCAGUCUCUGAAGGUCAGAGAGCACAAGGUUCUGGGUCCGUAUGUGGACGGUCUGUCACAACUGGCGGUCACCAACUUUGAGGACAUUGAGGUGUUGAUGUGAGGGAAUAAGUCGAGGACGGUGGCAGCCACCAAUAUGAAUGAGGAGAGCAGUCGUUCCCACGCCGUUUUCAGCAUCAUCGUCACACAGACACUCUACGACCUGAAGUCUGGGAACUCAGGGGAGAAAGUGAGCAAGAUGAGCCUGGUGGAUCUGGCUGGUAGUGAGCGUGUGUCUAAAACUGGAGCUGCAGGGGAGAGGCUGAAGGAGAGCAAGAUCAACAGGUCUCUUACCACACUGGGCUGUGUGAUCUCUGCGCUGGCGGACCAGUCUGCAGGGAAGGGGGGGAAGAAUAAGUUUGUUCCUUACAGAGACUCUGUCCUCACCUGGCUUCUCAAGGACAACCUGGGUGGCAACAGUAAGACGUGUAUGAUCGCCACGGUGAGCCCAGCAGCUGAUAACUACGAGGAGACGUUGUCCACGCUGCGUUACGCAGACCGCGCCAAGAGGAUCGUCAACCACGCCGUGGUCAAUGAAGACCCCAACGCACGGAUCAUCAGAGAGCUCCGGGAGGAAGUGGAGAAACUCAGAGUGCAGCUCUCUCAGGCUGAGUCUCUAAAGGCUCCAGAGCUGAAGGAGAGGCUUCAGGAGUCAGAGAAGCUGAUCCAGGAGAUGACCGUUACCUGGGAGCAGAAACUACGCAACACAGAGGAGAUUGCUACGGAGCGUCAGCAGCAGCUAGAGAGUAUGGGGAUCUCCCUGGAGACGUCUGGGAUCAAAGUUGGAGAUGACAAGUGCUUCCUGGUCAACCUGAACGCAGACCCCGCCCUCAAUGAGCUGCUGGUCUACUACCUAAAGGAACACACGCGUGUUGGUGCAGACACCUCUCAGGACAUCCAGCUCUUUGGGAUUGGUAUCCAGUCAGAACACUGUGUGUUGGAGAUCAGCCCAGACGGGGGGGAGGUCACCCUCACCCCUAUAGAGAAUGCCAGAACCUGUGUGAAUGGAACCAUGACUGUGUCCUUGGUCCACCUGUGGCAUGGAGACCGCAUAUUGUGGGGCAACAACCACUUCUUCAGGAUAAACCUGCCUGGGAGGAAGCAUCCUGACGUGGCGUCUAAAGGAGCUGGAGAGGGAACGGGCGUCCCCAGGGAGAGCUAUGUAGAGGUAGACGUAGAGACAGCAAGCGAGGCCUCCUCAGAACAGGACUACAGCUAUGAGUUCGCCCAGACGGAGGUCAUGAUGAAGACCCUUGGAAACAACGAUCCCAUGCAGAACGUGGUCCAGGUUUUAGAGAAGCAGUACCUGGAGGAGAAACGCACAGCGCUGGAGGAACAGAGGAUGAUGUAUGAGAGAGAGCUGGAGUCACUACGGCAACAGCUGUCUCCUGAGAGGACCAAUCAGCAUCAGCGAUCCAGCAGCGACCGCCUCACCUUCCCCACACACACACCAUCACACCACAGCAAGAUACGCCCCUGGACUGAGGAGAGGGACGAGCUGUUUCGUCAGAGUCUGUCCAGGCUGAGGGAGCAGGUUGUCAAGGCCAACACCCUGGUGAGAGAGGCCAACUUCCUGGCAAAGGAGAUGAACAAACGGACUGACUACCAGGUCACCCUCCAGAUCCCUGCAGCUAACCUCAGUGCCAACCGCAAGCGUGGAGCCAUAGUGAGUGAACCAGCCAUCCUGGUGAGGUGGAAAGGGAAGGGGACACAGGUCUGGACCAUCGACAAGCUGGACAACAAACUAGUGGACAUGAGAGACCACUACAGAGACUGGAAGGAGGGAGCUGAGGACACGGUGAGACCAGCAGUUUGGGAGUCCUGUGAGAAGCUACACAGUACGCUGUUCCUAGAACAGCCAGCAGGGGGCCAGCCAUUCUUUGUCAGAGAACAACACACACCUAUGAUCAGCCAGCAGGGGGAGGUAGCCGGCAGGCUCCACGUAGAGCUGAUGCGUGUCAGCGGGGCGGUGCCGGAGCGGCUGGAGGGGGGAGAUGACUCGUCAGAGAACUCCAGUGAGAGCAGCAUCUACGAUGUGAUGGACACUCAGGGAGAGAUGGUCCACAUGGCCAGGAAACUCACCUGCAGGGUGCGUAUCAGGGAGGCCACGGGGCUGCCUCUCAACCUGUCCAACUUCGUCUUCUGCCAAUACACCUUCUGGGAGGGGGCGGAGCCUACGGUGGCCCCGCCCAUGGUCAGCCCAGACACGCCAACCACGCCCCGCACCCCCGACGCCCAGUUCACCGUCCGCUUCGACCACUGCAAGGAGUAUGUGGUCCAUGUGACAGAGGAGUUUUUAGAGUUCAUCGCAGACGGGGCGCUGGCCAUCGAGGUGUGGGGUCACCGCUGUGCCGGGAACGGACGCUCUCCCUGGGAGCUGGACGCACUGCUGGCCAAGACACGCACCCUACGAGACAGGUGGAGUGAGGUGUCUCGUCGUAUUGAGCUGUGGGUUUCUAUCCAGGAGCUGAAUGAGCAGGGGGACUACUCUGAUGUAGAGAUGCAUCCUGGGAAGGACAUCGGUACUGGAGGAGUGUUCCAGCUCAGACAGGGUCACUCGCGCAGGCUGCAGGUGUGUGUGAAGCAGGUGCAGGACUCUGGGACUCUGCCUCUGCUGGUGGAGGCUGUUCUAUCUGUCUCUAUCGGCUGUGUGUCAGCACGCUCCACCAAGCUACAGAGAGCCCUGGACAGCUACCAGAGGGAGGAGGAGGAUGGAGAUAUGGAUAGUUAUCAGGAGGAGGACCUGAACUGUGUGAGGGACCGCUGGUCUGAGGCCCUCAUCAAACGACGAGAGUAUCUGGACGAGCAGAUCAACAAGAUCAUCAACAAACAGGAGAAGUCAGAAGAGGACAUGGAGAGGGAGGCCAGGCUGGUGGAACAGUGGGUAGGGCUGACCGAGGAAAGGAACGCUGUACUGGUGCCCGCGCCUGGUAGUGGCAUACCUGGUGCCCCUGCCCACUGGGCCCCUUCUGCUGGGAUGGAAGCUCACUUCCCAGUCCUCUUCCUGGACUUGAAUGCAGACGACCUGACAGUGAACCAACAGUUAACGGGACCCAGCGCUGCCGGGGUUAACUCUAUCCUGCCCAAGGAGCACGGCACACAGUUUUUCUACCUGCCAAUCAUCAGACACAGUGAUGACGAGGUGUCAGCGCUGUGCUCCUGGGACUCAUCCAUCCACGACUCUGUGCACCUGAACCGCGUGACGUCACCCAACGAGCGUAUCUACGUGAUCAUUAAAGCCACAGUGCAGCUCAGCCAUCCUGUCUCAAUGGAGCUGGUGCUGCGCAAGAGGAUCUCUGUCAACAUCUACAACAAACAGAGCUUCACCCAGAGUCUGAAGAGAAGGAUGUCCUUGAAGAACACACUGUACUCCUGUGGAGUCACCUAUGAGAUUCUGUCAAAUAUACCAAAGGCGUCUGAGGAGCCUGAGGAGAGAGAGACUCUGGCCCUGAUGGCAGCGAGGGGAGAUGGUGAGGAGAGUCAGGAUGGACAGACCUACAUAGAGCAAUACACCAGAGGACUUCUGGAGGUGGAGAAUAUACUGAGCCUGGAGAGACUCAGACAGGCGGUGACGGUGAAGGAAGCUCUGUCUGUUAAAGGGAGAAACAUCAGAAGGAGCUUCAGCACCCCCAACGUACAGCAUGUAAGACACAUACACACACACACACAUACACACACACACACACCAGUACCCCCAACAUGGUUCCUUAUUAAAACAGACCUGAUUGGCUGGGAGGAUGUAGACUGGAAGGACCAUUGUGACCUUCAUCAGGAUGUCUCUGACUGCACUCCCCAGGACGGUGGUUCUCUGUGUGGGACGCCACUCAGAAACAAGACAGAGAAUCACGUGCGUUCCCCCUCAGGUCUGGUACCAGAGAGCCCCACCUUCUUCAACUCCAGCCCAUUCAAGGCCCUCUCUCCCCAGACGCCCAAGUUCCUCAAGUCUCUGCUGCCGGUCAGAGAGGAGAGCAAGACCAAGAGAGUCCUGGAGGCACGACCACUACUGGGACAGGAGAGCAUGUGCUCCUCAUGUUUGGACAGCUCUGUGCUGCUCCCCCCUCCCUGCCACGGCCAAGCCCCCUGGCGCAGGCCCAGAGCGGGCAGCGAGGGCCACCGCAGCCCCUCCACCGCCACCCUCACCCCCUCCACCCUCACCCUCAGUACCUGCACCAGCAGGAAGCUCAGCCUCACACUGCCACACACCGCUGACUCUGAGGAGGAGACAGACAUGGCCCUGAGUUUGGGUCUGGGCCCUCAGGACUUCCACAGCUUCCAGUCCUACAUCCCAGAGGACUUUGCCAACUUUGAGGUGUACAACGCUGCCCUGGAGAGCCAGGAGGGGGGGGUGGGUGGGGCGGGGGGCAGGGGAGAGCUGAGAGGGGGUCGGGGAGGUGGUGGAGGGGGGGAAAGAGAGGGGGCUCCCCGGAGCCCCACCGCCAGCAGCUGCACCAGCGGUUACUUCUCCCACAGUGCCUCAGACGCCACGCUCUCUGACGUGCCAUUCGGGGCCAGCGACAGCUCCGACCAGCUCAGCGCCUCCGCAGUGGCUCAAGACAGAAAUGACCCUGACCGGGAAACCCACAACCUCCACCCCCACGAGUCCCCCUCCUUCCACUGCACCAGCACGGCCCGAGGCUGUGCCCAGACCAGAAGUGUCUCGCCGUGGGGUGACACCCAGACCCCUGCAUGUCCCCCCGGGGUCGCCUCCCAGCCCCUCCCCACCACCUCUCCCUCCUCCCCUGUCAGUAUUCCUAACUGCUCAGAGCAGCCACCAUCCCCGCGGCCCGGCAGGUGUGUCCUCAGCGUCAGCCAAGAGUUUACAGACUUCAAGGGGGCCGACGACGGCAUGGAGGAUCUGGGUGAGCUGGGACACUUCCAGUCUGGGGAUGCACCACACAUAUUCCCUGUCCCAGCGGAGGAGGAGAAAGGGGGCUCUGGCAGCAGGCACCAGACCUCUGACAAAGACCUGGUCGUCAUCAACACACAACAACAACAACAUACAUCUCACCCCGGUAACGCCCGGCUCCCUCAGCCCCACUCACACCUCCACAACGGCAAACAGUGUAUCGGCAGCGUAGCCGUGCCCUGCCCACCACCCUCCAGCCCGCCAGGCCAGCUAGCAGGAGGAGAACCCCAGAUCCAGGAGCCAAUCCAGGGAGACCUACCUCCAGGGAGCCCCUGUCCCAGCCCAAGCUGCCCUAGCCCCAACCCCAGCAGCACUGAGGCCUCUGGGGACUCCUGCAGCGGGGACGAGGGCUCUGGUUCUCCGGUGGCCCAGCUGCCUGACUGGAUGGCUCCCGGGGAGCAGGUAUGGGUGGGGAAGAGGAGCGGCACGGUGCACUACGUCGGCGGGGUAGAGUUCGCCAAGGGGAUCUGGGUCGGGGUGCAGCUGGACCUGGCUGUGGGCAAGCACAACGGGACAGUCCAGGGGAGGGUUUACUUCCGCUGUCCUCCAGGCCACGGGGUGUUCGUCAAGCCCUCCUGUCUCACUAGAGGACCCCCCUCCAUGGACACCACAGACACCCAGCCUCUGGUCCGAUAAAAUUCACUAAACUCCCCAAAUUCCUAGUCUUUCCAGGAAUCCCGGUUGGAAUAUUCCCAGAAUCAGGAGGGAAUAAGAAGGAACUCCAGAAUCCUCAAACCAGCAUUUCUGGAAAACCUGGGAAUUUGGGGAAAGGAACUUUCCACCCAGGACUAUCAUCUAAAGGGGGUACCCAGAUCCAGAGCAGUUUCUACUAGACCAGGCCCAGAUCCAGAACAGUUUCUACAAGACCAGGGCCAGAUCUAGAACAGUUCCUACUAGACCAGGGCCAGAUCUAGAACAGUUCCUACUAGACCAGGGCCAGAUCCAGAACAGUUCCUACUAGACCAGGGCCAGAUCUAAAACAGUUUCUACUAGACCAGGGCCAGAUCUAGAACAGUUUCUACUAGACCAGGGCCAGAUCUAGAACAGUUCCUACUAGACCAGGGCCAGAUCUAGAACAGUUCCUACUAGACCAGGGCCAGAUCUAGAACAGUUUCUACUAGACCAGGGCCAGAUCUAGAACAGUUUCUACUAGACCAGGCCCAGAUCCAGAACAGUUCCUACUAGACCAGGGCCAGAUCCAGAACAGUUCCUACUAGACCAGGGCCAGAUCCAGAACAGUUCCUACUAGACCAGGCCCUGAUCCAGAACAGUUCCUACUAGACCAGGGCCAGAUCCAGAACAGUUCCUACUAGACCAGGCCCAGAUCCAGAACAGUUCCUACUACACCAGGCCCAGAUCCAGAACAGUUCCUACUACACCAGGCCCAGAUCCAGAACAGUUCCUACUAGACCAGGGCCAGAUCCAGAACAGUUCCUACUAGACCAGGGCCAGAUCCAGAACAGUUCCUACUAGACCAGGGCCAGAUCCAGAACAGUUUCUACUAGACCUGGGCCAGAUCUAGAACAGUUCCUACUAGACCAGGCCCUGAUCCAGAACAGUUCACACCAGACCAGGGGCAGCUGUCAGCGCUCAACAGCUGAGCCCCAAAACCAGCUCUUCUUCUCUCAUUCUCACCCUCCCUCUGUUCCACUAGACUUCCGAUCAUGUGUUCUGUCUGUCGGUAUGAACUGCUUUCCCUUUAACAUAUCUGUCCCAUGCGUUUUAUGAAGGCAUAUCAUCGUUCAAUAUCGUUGUUCACUGAAAGUCAAACGCACACAUCCAGGUUUUCUGCAGCUCAUAUUCCUGUUCAAACACCAGAUCUUCCUGUAGAGGUGACAGAGAGUUGUCAUCUGGGGUGUGUGGAUCCAGAAUGUACUAGUGUUGAUAACUCACUGAUAUCCGGAUUGGUUAUCCAAGUCACUGUGAUAUGUCGUCAGGGGUUACCAAAGAACUAAGGUUUCAUAUCUACUGUUUUAA